AUGUUGCGAUUAUCGCUCCGGUCAGCGCGUGUGCUCGGUAGACAGCCCAUUGCGGCUGCUGCCCAGCGCCAAUGGCCUGUUGCGACCUCGCACCGAGCCAACCUGUUGCUUCAGAGAGGGUUUGCCGACCAAAAGAAGUCCGAAGACGCGAAAGCCGCUGCUCAGAACCCCCCUCCUUCGACAAUCGAUGAUGUUGGAGAGUCCAAGGCCAAGGAGAUUCCAACUCCAGCACCACCUGCCCCCCCUCCACGUAAGAAGAAGGGUUUCUUCAGGCGACUUCGAAACCUCACAUUGAACUUGAUUUUGCUGAGUGCUCUCACUUUUGGUGGAGGUGUGUGGUACUCUCGGAUCAACGACAGCUUCCAUGAUUUCUUUACCGAAUAUGUACCAUACGGAGAGCAGGCUGUUUUGUAUCUGGAGGAAUUGGAAUACAAGAAGCGCUUCCCUAACGCAGCAAGUCGCAUUGGCAAACCCCGAGACAGCAGCGAGCAGGUUACAAUCCCAGCCCAGAGCGGUGCUUCUUGGAGGGUUGCCGAUGCUGCUGACUCAAGCAGACGAUCUGGCACUGGUUCAACUCCCGCAAAGAAGGAGAGUCAACCUGCUAAGCCCAAGGCUGCCACGAAGACCCCCGAGCCUACGGCAAAGCCCUCUGAACCCGUCGCUGUCAAGUCCGAGGAGAAGAAGCAACCAGCUUUCAAGGAGCCCGAAGUCAAUGAGCCUUCAAGGUUCCCACCCCUGAAGCCCAUUGAUCUUUUCUCUCUGGCCGAUGCCAAGGAGCCAGUUGUUCAAGAACUUGUCCACAUGCUCAAUGAUCUUAUUACCGUGAUCAACGCGGAUGGUGCCCACGGAAAGUAUGGAUCUUCAAUCGACAAGGCCAAGUCACAAGUGAAAAAGGUCGGAGGCCAGCUGAAGGCUAUCAAGGCCAAGGUCGAGCAGGAUUCUGCCAACGAGGUUCGCGUCAAGGUUGCCGAAUUCGACAAGGCUGCCACCGAGCUUGUUAGUCGUGUCGAGAAGGCUAUGAUCGGCCAAGAGCUGCAAUGGCGCAAGGAGUUCGAAGAGGAGAUGGAGAAGGUCCGAGGAAGCUACGAUGCCCGCGUCAAUCUUCUGCUAGAGCGCGAGAAGAAGCUCAAUGAAGCCAAGUUGGAGAAUCAACUUCUUGAGCAGGCCAUUGCGCUGAAGAAGGAAUUCACCAGUGAGGUCCAAAACCGUGUUGAGAAAGAGCGAGAGAGCCGCUUGGGUCAACUGGAUGCCCUCUCCGCUGCUGUGACAGACUUGGAGCAGCUGACUACCGGAUGGAACUCGGUGAUCGACUCCAACCUCCAGACACAGCAGCUUCAUGUUGCUGUCGAGGCUGUCCGCGCCAAUCUUGAGACCGCUACUCAGCCCCAGCCCUUCAUCAAGGAGCUUGUUGCGCUUAAGGAGAUCGCCGCCGACGAUGCAGUUGUCAACGCAGCCAUCGCCUCAUUGAACCCGGCUGCGUACCAACGCGGACUCUUCACAACUCCUCAGCUAAUUGACAGAUUCCGCCGGGUCGCCAGUGAGGUUCGCAAGGCAUCACUCCUUCCCGACAAUGCAGGUGUUGCUAGCCACGCUUCCAGCUGGGUUCUCAGCCACGUUAUGUUCAAGAAGCAGGGUCUUCCAGAGGGCGAUGACGUGGAGAGCAUCCUGACAAGAACACAGAUCUUUUUGGAGGAGGGUGAUCUGGACGCCGCUGCUCGUGAGGUGAAUGGCUUGGAAGGCUGGGCCAAGACCCUUAGCAAGGACUGGCUGGGCGAAGUCCGUAAGGUAUUGGAGGUCCAGCAAGCACUUGACGUAAGUCAUGGCUACCGAAGCUCGGCUACAGAGCUUGAGGGUGGAGUAAGGGACUGCUUGCAGGCAUUGACUUGUAUGAGUGGAAUCGCAAUGAAGAAGUCAUCGUUGCUAAGCAGUACCCGUGGCCACAUCCAGUGCUUCAGCUCGGCCUCCCGCGGGUACACUGAAGCCCUGGAAAGGCUCUCCUUGCUCGGCUCCAACCGGACAAGCACGCGCCUCUUCGAAGCGCAAAGGGCUCCAUCGACGGUAUCCGAUAAGUCGGCCCCCAGGAAGGAUCUCAACGCAGAUGCGAUCCCUGAGAUGCUCACUUGGCUGCGGCGCGCAGGAUACACGCCGCAUGACCUCUGCCGCAUACGGCACAUACACGUCGCGGGGACCAAAGGAAAGGGCUCUGUAUGCGCAUACGCGACGGCCAUCUUGCGGAAAUACGGCAGGGUUGGGACAUUCACCAGCCCUCAUCUCCUGAGUCCGAGAGAAAGGAUUGCGAUUGAUGGGGAGCCGGUAGAGAAGGAGCUGUUUGCCAGGUCGUUCUUUGAGGUGUGGGAUCAACUCACGGAGGCGGCAAGGAAAGAGGGUAAGACUGCGGCAGAGGCUGAGGGUCCUGAGUCGAAGCCGUUCUAUUUUCGGUUCAUGACGAUAUUGGCUUGGCAUAUAUUUAUCAACCAAGGGAUCCGCGAUGUUGUAUUUGAGUGUGGGAUCGGUGGCGAGUACGAUGCAACGAAUGUCCUACCUGCGGAGGCGGUGUCCGCAGCUGUAGUGUCGCAGCUCGGGAUUGACCAUGUAGCCAUGUUGGGGGACACGGUUGAGAAGAUUGCUUGGCAUAAGGCAGGCGUGUUCAAGCGAGGGAAAAAGGCAUUCACCAGACGUCUCGACGGCCAGCCAGAGGUCAUGGCAGUUUUACGAUCGAGGGCAGAAGAGAAAGGUGUUAUUCUGGAGGAGAUCGAUGACGACGUUGUCAAUGCUUGGGGAGGUGUCAAGGGCACCUUGAAAGGGGACUUUCAAAAGUUCAACCAGGCCCUGGCGAUCUGUGCCGUGCGGGAACAUCUUGGGCUGGAAAGCACAGCCAGAGUUAGCUUGCAAAACCCACCCGAGGAGAUGAUUGAGGGUCUGAAGGAGGCAAAGCUACGGGGGCGCGGAGAGACCAUUGAAGAUGGUGAAAUGCAAUGGUGCCUUGACGGCGCGCACACAAAGGACAGUUUGAUAGAGGUUGCCCGGUGGUAUGGUCAGGAACUUGGCGAGAACGGAAAGGCUGUCCUGAUAUUCAAUCAGCCGGAGCGAGAGAUAUCGGAACUUCUAACCGCUUUCAUGAGCACUAUGAAGGCUGUCUCGGGCCGGGAAGAUAUCUUUAGCCAUGCGCUCUUCACGACCAACGAUGUAGAAGGACCAGCCGCAGACGAAAUAAGGGAUUUGGCUGUUCAGCAAAAAGGAGCUGAAACUAUGAAACUUCUUGCAUCAAGUUGUCAGGUGCAGAUUUUUGAUAACAUCAGGGAUGGUGUUUCGGAAGCAAGGAGAAUAUGCAAGGACCCAGGUGGUGCCAAGAGAGUAUUGGUUACAGGAAGCAUGCACCUUGCAGGUGGUGUUAUUGGGGUUCUUGAGCCUUGGAACACUGAUUGA
Messenger RNA from Clonostachys solani, 3426 nucleotides. The record is from the annotation of a GenBank genome assembly. NCBI's taxonomy places the organism in Eukaryota, Fungi, Ascomycota, Sordariomycetes, Hypocreales, Bionectriaceae.